Molecule: messenger RNA, 1197 nt
Organism: Diaporthe citri
Lineage: Eukaryota; Fungi; Ascomycota; Sordariomycetes; Diaporthales; Diaporthaceae
Exons: 2
Coding region: 1-1197 (398 amino acids)
Biological process (GO): vesicle transport along microtubule; nuclear migration; microtubule organizing center organization
Cellular component (GO): nuclear envelope; cytoplasmic microtubule; kinetochore
Molecular function (GO): dynein complex binding; microtubule plus-end binding
Source: RefSeq, a predicted model, not a curated record
AUGAACUCAUCGGAUCCGAGGCACUUCUUUGAAUCAGAUGCCCAACGGAGCAAGAGAGAGCGGCGGGAGGCCAAGUCGAGCAACAAGUUCGGCAGACCUGUUGUUCUCAAAUCGAAGAUCGCGGCAGCCUGUGUGAACCCGCGCUCCUCCUCGAACAGCGUCUUCGUUGCUGAAUCGGCAGGCUCUGUGAGAAGGGUCGACGUCGAUGAUCAAGACUCCAAGCCUGUACUCUACCGCGGCCCAGCCGCACCAAUCACCUGCUUGACGGUGGGCGGCGCUCAGGACGGAACCUUGCUUGCCGGAUCCUGGGACAGGAAUGUGUGGUCGUGGGACGUCGAGACCCGUCAGCAUGAUCACAAGUACGUCGGCCAUUCCGACUUCGUCAAGGCCGUCGCCUGCACCAAGGUUGGCGGCAAGGAUGUGCUCAUCAGCGGUGGUGCCGACAAGAAGAUUAUGGUGUGGGACAUGGCCACGGGAAGCCGCCUGCACAUCCUGCAAGACUCGGUGACGGCCAUGCUCGCCGUGCAGUCGCUCGCCGUGGACCCUACACUGAGCUCCGGGGACGAGGCUGUGAUUGUCAGCGCGGGCAGCGACCCCUUUGUACGGAGGUGGAAGGUCCAGUUGGACGGGUGGGAGCAGCUUGUGGAUGCCGAACCGGGGGCUCAAAAUGUCGAGCGGAGGUCGAUCAAGGUGCACGAGACUGGUGUUUACAAGGUGCUCUUCGACACUUCAGGCGACGAGGCAGAUCUAUGGACGGCAAGUGCAGAUGGCUCCUCGAAAUGCUUGUCGCGUGGCAAGGGCUUCAGUACGGAAGACAGCUUCGAGCAUGGCGACCACGUCCGCGCUGUGGUUGUCACAGACCAUUGGGUGGUCACGGCGGGCAGGGAUGAAGACAUCAAGGUCUGGGAUAGGGCAUCUGGGAAGCUCUAUUGCUCUCUGGAGGGCCACUACGAUGAGGUGACGGAUCUUGUGCUUCUUGAUGGCGGUCAUGGACAAGAGAAGAGACUGGCUAGUGUCAGCAUCGAUGGUACCGUCCGCACUUGGCCGCUUGACAAGGCUGGCAUCGAUACUGCAGUGAAGGAACAGCGAAAGGCUGUCACCAACGGGGCUGGAGGCGACCAGUCAAAGGAAGAGCCGGAGAAACUGCUCACCGCAGAAGAAGAAGCGGAGCUGGCGGAGCUCUUGGACGAUGAUUAG